Messenger RNA from Glycine soja, 905 nucleotides. Its product is annotated as cytochrome c oxidase assembly factor 5-like. Lineage: Eukaryota; Viridiplantae; Streptophyta; Magnoliopsida; Fabales; Fabaceae. Gene Ontology annotation, biological process: mitochondrial respiratory chain complex IV assembly. The record is from RefSeq and is a predicted model, not a curated record. The transcript is spliced from 4 exons. Bases 183 to 398 code for a protein of 71 amino acids. Gene Ontology annotation, cellular component: mitochondrion.
GUUGAAAUUUGCAAAGAGCCCUUUUUGUAAGCGUUAAACCCUAAACCCAAUUUUUUUUUUAAAAAAAAAUAUCUGGGUUUUUUUGGGAAUUUCUCAUUAGAAAUGAAGAUGGAGAAAAGUUCGUUCCUUUCCAUGAACAAAAGGCGGUCCAAGAGAGGUGAAAGAGAAGUGGGUGAGGGACGAUGUCCAAGUCUUGCAAAGGGUUGGCCAUGGAGCUAGUAAAGUGUCUCAGUGAAUCUGAUUGUGUAAAGGUUGAGAAGAGAUCAUAUAAGGAAUGCGUUGGAGAGAAGAGUCCAUGCAUACCAAGUGAGUGUGCGGGACUCAGGGAAACCUAUUUCAAUUGCAAGAGAGGCCAGGUUGACAUGAGAGCUAGGAUUCGUGGAAACAAAGGCUAUUAAUGAUCCCAUCAUACAUUAGAAAAAUUCUGUAGUUGUUCUGUCCAGUUGAGGUUCUUUCAGUUUUUAGCUCAAGAUGAAGUCAACAAAAGUAAAAGAAGAGGGUGAAUAAGAGAAAUUGGAGGCAUUGCUAAUUGUUUGAUUUGAUGGCAUUGUAAGCUACGCAUGCUCAUGACAGCAACAAUUUUGCUUUUAGAGAGAUCAUUAAUAUAAACUCUAUCUAGUAAUUAACAUAGUGCAUGUACAUUCACCUACAUUCUUGAAUGACAGAUUCCCUUUCCUCUUAUGAUAGUUCCACUAAGGGUGAGGCUUGUAGGAUGCUCUAAGUGAUAGUUUCAAGAUUUGUUUGUCAUAAUUCAUGCAUCUCCAUUAUGUUAUACAGUAUGGUCCCUCUACUUACCUCUCCAUGAUUCCUGAACACUUCCUUUCUCAAGAUAAAGAGGAAUAAAAAGGGGUUUUGGACUAUUGGCACUUCAAUUUGUCAGUCCACACUCUAGUAUUGACACUUAA